AUUGCCACUUCACAUAUUUAACGGUCAACUAUGAAAGCUGACUGCCACGUAAGCUAGAGUUAACGGAGAGUGACCAAGCUUGAACCAUUUAACUAAUUUGAGUGAUCAAGAUUGGAUUUAAAUAUUUCAAGUAGGAAUGGCAAUGGGGCAGGUCCGGGGCGGGUUUCUUGGUACCCAGACCCGCCCCGUGGCAGGUCGGGUCCAGGUCGGGUAAUUGAUCACGGGUCAUGGGUCGGGGCAGGUUGACCCAAUGGGUAUGCAAUUUAUAUGAAAAACAUUAGAAAUAUUCGUUAUUUUUAUUAUAAGACUAAGAAAACAAACAAUAUUAUGACAAUUGUAGUUAAAUUAUUGGAGAAAUUGAGAUUUUUACUAAUUUACAACUUUAUUAUAGCUAAAAUAUGAUGCAAUAAAAGGAAAAUUCUCAGUAAUUUGACUAAGAUUACAUGUGAUUUAGACAAGAAUGGGUCGAGAAUGGGGCGGGUCAGGGCAGGUCGGGUCGAUGAGACUACCCAUGCCCGCCCCGCCCCGCCUACAGGGCGGGUCGGACCCGCCCCAAAACAGGUCAAACAGGUCGUGUAAAACGGGUCAGGUCGAAAUUGCCAUCCCUAAUUUCAAGUGACCAAACAUGAACGUUUUUUGUAAUUUCAGUGACCAAUCAUGCAAUUAACCCAAAUUUCAUUUUAGCAAUCGAAAUUGCUGAUCUUGUCUGUUUGGUGUUCACAAAUCAUUAGAGGUGGCAAUUAGGAUCCAAAUUAUCCAUCUAAUCCAAUCCAUCCACCAAAAUUAUCCAUAUAAUCCAAUCCAUUUAAAUCCAAUCCAAUUGAUCCAAAUCCAAUUGGAUUGGUGGAUUCAUGGAUCAAUCCAUGGAUCCAAAUGGCAAAUUACGAUUUGGUACCUAUAUUUUUUAUAUUUUACAUUUGGUACCUAAAAUUUAUAUUUUUAUACGAAAAAUAUCUUUGGAAAAUUACAUUUUGGUACCUAAAAUUUUUCAUUAUGACAUUUUAGUACCAAAACUUUUCAAAUUUUACAUUUUGGUCCAAGCGUUUGAUGUCAUUUGGAUUCAUGGAUCAAUCCACCAAUCCAUUUGAUCCAAUCCAUGAAUCCACCAAUCCAUUUGAUCCAUGUAUCCACCAAUCCAAUCCACGAAUCCACGAAUCCGAUCCAAUUGCCACCUCUACAAAUCAUUCAUUUCUAGUUUCUUUGCAUAUACAAGUCCUACUUGCAUUGGACAUCAUAUCUUUUUUUUUUUGGACCUUAACAAUAGAAUGCGGUUCUCGGAUUUGGUCGACUGUGGCUUAAAUCAUUGUUGUGUAGUUAAGGUAGGAUGAAAACCAACUUAGUUAUGCUGCUCACAGCAUAAAUUGUGAGUAGAUACUCACACGGUGGAUCUAUUGUCCACGAGGGCAAGACUCAGAUGGGACUGGUUUGGGUUGAGGAAGGUGAGUCGGUUUGGGUUGGCUGGCCAAACCCACGACUGACCCACCACAAAUUCAAAAACCAAAAAUUCUUUCCCCAGGUCAGUUUCUCCGCCAGAACCACUUUCCCCUCUCUCCCCCUUUUCCCCUCUCUCUCACUUUCCUCCUCUCACGAACACGACGAAGAAGCAGCGAUUUCACGGCGACCACCAGCGAAGCGGCGGCGACGGACCUGCGAAGCGGCGUCGAGGGUGCAGCGUAGCGGUGGUUGGUUUCGGCGGCGGCGACGAGGGUCCAGACUAAUCGGCGGCGACGAAGGCCGGGGUUUCACGUCGACGAAGCUUGUGUUGAUGGCGGCGACUUUGCAGACGAAUCGGCGGCGACGAAGGGCUGGGUUUCACGACGACGAAGUAGCGGCGGUUGGUUUGACGGCGGUUGUGGAGAAAGAACUACUUUGUGGACUAAGUUGUUUGAUAGGAUCUGCACAAGAAGCAGCUCGAGGUCAAAGCAAGGCGAGGGAUAAAACGAACGUGAAGAGACAGCGACGAAAUCCACCGCCGUCACCAUCGCCACAGCCAGAGGAGGAUGAGGAAGAAGAAGAUGCUGAAGUCGCAGCGCAGUACAUGCACAAGGAGUAAAGACCUUUAGAUAGGGUUCAGUUUUCAAAUACUGAUUUUGUAUCCGAUUGAAGAUGUUAGGAGUAAAGACCUUUGCCGCAU
This is a messenger RNA of Linum trigynum, 2134 nucleotides long. The record is from the annotation of a GenBank genome assembly. NCBI's taxonomy places the organism in Eukaryota, Viridiplantae, Streptophyta, Magnoliopsida, Malpighiales, Linaceae.